CUCGAUUACCACUCACCUUUUCACAUCCGCCCAACAUGCCCCAAAAAUCCACCCCACCCACCGUUAUAUUCUGGCACCGCACCGACCUCCGCCUACACGACAACCCAGCUCUGCAAGCCGCCCUCUCCCUCAACCCAUCGACAUUCAUCCCAAUCUUCACCUGGGACCCGCACUACGCGUAUCGAGUGCGCGUGGGUCCAAACCGAUGGCGCUUCCUGCUAGAAUGCCAGAACGACCUGUCACAAUCCUACCACAAGCUGAACCCGAAGCAGAAGCUGUGGGUAGUACGUGAAGCACCUCAAACAGUAUUCCCCAAAUUGUUCAAAGCAUGGGGUGCGACACAUCUUGUGUUUGAGAGUGAUACAGAUGGGUAUGCGCGGGAGCGCGAUGAGGCAAUCAUAAAGUUAGCGAAGGAGGCAGGGGUAGAGGUUAUAGUGAAGUCUGGACGGACGUUGUUUGAUUCGGACGAGGUGGUGAAACAUAAUAAAGGCGAGCCGACGAUGAGUAUCCAUCAGGUCGAGAAGGCUGUUGAACAGAUAAAUAAUGGGGUGCCGGAUAGGCCGGUUGAUGCGCCGGAGAGUGUACCUGAUCCGUUGGGGGAGGAGAAAAUGAGGGCUAUCAGUGGAGUUGAGCAUGAGGUUCCAGAUCAGGGAGAUGAUAUAAACGCUGCGCAUCGAAGUAAGCACAACGAUAAUCAAUACAAGAGCAUAGCAGGUCCCAAGGGCGACUUCUCCAUCCCCACACUGGACGAACUCUCCAUCGAACCCAGCCAAGCAACAUCUCCCCACCACGGCGGCGAAUCCAUCGCCCUGGAGAUGCUACGCACCUACCUCCAACAAAACGAAGACUUCGUCGCGACAUUCGAAAAGCCCAAGACAUCCCCAGCGGCAUUCCACCCACAAGCGACCACCCUCCUCUCGCCCCAUCUACACUUCGGCUCCCUCUCCGUACGCAAGUUCUGGCACGACGUGCAGUAUACCCUCGAGCAGCGUGAAUCAGCGCACAAACCUACAUCGGACAUUCCCACCAAUCUCCCGGGCCAGCUCCUCUUCCGAGAAAUGUUCUUUGCUGCGCAGGCAGCUCUGGGACCAGUGUAUGCGCAAGCACGCGGGAACAAGAUCGCGCGGUUCAUUCCGUGGCAUUUACAAUCUAAUCACGAUAAGGAGACGGGGUUAGUUGACAGGACGUAUACGAUCGAUGAUGAGCAAGCGGAGGUAUGGUUCCGACGGUGGAAGGAAGGACGGACGGGGUUCCCAUGGAUCGAUGCGUUGAUGAGACAGCUGAAGUACGAGGGGUGGAUUCAUCAUUUGGGACGACAUAGUGUCGCGUGUUUUCUGACGAGGGGGGGAUGUUAUGUGCAUUGGGAGAGGGGAGCGGAGGUGUUUGAGGAGUGGUUGGUUGAUCAUGAAACAGCCUCUAAUGUCGGAAACUGGAUGUGGCUAUCCUGCACGGCGUUCUUUACGCAGUUUUAUAGAUGCUAUUCGCCGGUGGCGUUCGGGAAGAAGUGGGAUUCGGAAGGGCUGUUCGUGAGACACUAUGUUCCGGAGCUAAAACAUUAUGAUAAGAAGUACAUUUAUGAGCCGUGGAAGGCGCCGGUAGAGGACCAGAAGAGGUGGGAGUGUCGGGUGACUGGGGAUGGGAUGGUCGAUAAGGAUGAAGAGACUGGAUUGAGAACGUACCCGGAGCCGAUGUUCGACUUUGAUGAGAGGAGACAGACGUGUAUUGCGCAGAUGAAGGAGGCGUAUGGGGUGCAUAUGAUGGGGGAUGAUCAG
Molecule: messenger RNA, 1772 nt
Organism: Aspergillus vadensis CBS 113365
Lineage: Eukaryota; Fungi; Ascomycota; Eurotiomycetes; Eurotiales; Aspergillaceae
Product: Cryptochrome/photolyase FAD-binding domain-containing protein
Exons: 2
Biological process (GO): entrainment of circadian clock by photoperiod; circadian regulation of gene expression
Cellular component (GO): cytoplasm; nucleus
Molecular function (GO): DNA binding; FAD binding
Source: RefSeq, a predicted model, not a curated record